AUGCUUCACAAGGUACUAUUUCGGGCCGCUACCAGGAGCCUGAAAAACUCUAGGCGUCAUGUCUCUAAUAAUCAAUUAGACCUGUCCAAGCUCACGCAACGGGAGAUCCAACAGCUCCGGACCAUGAAAUUUCAGCAGGAUAGAAAAUUCAGGGAUCGUACCGCUGCGUAUUAUUUCACCAGCAUAGCAGUGGUGUUUCUGGGACUGGCGUAUGCUGCUGUCCCGCUUUACAGAGCGAUCUGCGCAAGGACCGGUUGGGGAGGCAUACCGAUUACAGACAAACGUAAAUUCACGGACGACAAGUUGAUCCCGGUUGAGAGUGAUAAGAGAAUCAGAGUCUCGUUUACAAGUGAGGUUUCUCAAAUUCUACCCUGGAAGUUCACGCCCGAGCAGCGCGAAGUUCGAGUUUUGCCCGGAGAAACAGCUCUUGCCUUCUACAAAGCCAAGAACACUAGCGACAAAGACAUUAUUGGUAUGGCUACUUACAGUAUUACACCUGGCGAUUCUUCGCCCUAUUUCAAUAAAAUUCAGUGUUUCUGCUUCGAAGAGCAGAGACUAGCAGCAGGCGAAGAGAUAGAUAUGCCAGUGUUCUUUUUCAUCGAUCCUGACUUCGCCAGUGACCCCAAGAUGCGCAACAUCGAUGAUAUUGUGCUACAUUAUACUUUUUUCAGAGCCCAUUACGCCAACGGCGGUGCCGUUAGUGAAAGUGCAAGCCCCGAGGUUAUGGAUGCUACCAAACAGCCUCAAUAA
Messenger RNA from Lachancea meyersii CBS 8951, 750 nucleotides. The record is from the annotation of a GenBank genome assembly. NCBI's taxonomy places the organism in Eukaryota, Fungi, Ascomycota, Saccharomycetes, Saccharomycetales, Saccharomycetaceae.